Paramuricea clavata is the source of this 3062-nucleotide messenger RNA. The record is from the annotation of a GenBank genome assembly. NCBI's taxonomy places the organism in Eukaryota, Metazoa, Cnidaria, Anthozoa, Malacalcyonacea, Plexauridae.
AUGCAUUUGUUCUUGAAAACAGGAAAGAGAUUUGAUGUGUCAGCUAUGCAGACAUUUUGUGUUAGGAAGAAUGGAGAAUGUUUCAUAAGAUGCAUAGGCAAUUCAGAAUGUCAAUCAUUUGGUAUUGGUGUUGUUGAUGAAUGCCUUGGACAACUACAGUGUCGCUUAUAUUCUCAAGUGGAGAUAAGCGAUCUAACUAAUGAUACGAAGUAUACUUAUUAUAUCUUGGUGAGUUACAACGCGUUACAUUUUUCGAUAGUUUUAAGGAAUAGCGAUGUUGAAUUUGAUUAUCUUCCCAACCUCAUAGCCAAUAAAUAUAAUGCCCGGUUUAGACGACGAACUUUUUAAUGCACCGAACCUAAUCAACAAGUUCGCCAACUGAUUUAGACGCCGCACUUAAUUGUUCCGUGCCAAAAUAUAAGUACAAUAUAUCAGUGUUAAACCCAUGUCGAACCUCUAUGUCAUUGCUGAGCGGAUUUCCAAACAGGCUAUUGCUCAAUAAAUAUGGAAACCGAGAUAUACUUAUACGUUCUAACCAUUUACUGAUGUCAAUGAUGAGCUGAUGCCUAUCUCAUUUAGAAAUUAUUUUAAGUCCUCCGCAUGAAACGUUCACAUUCAGUGAGUGACGUCGCCCGUCAGCAUGGUUAACCUUUUUCUUUCCUAUAGAAGGGAUCAUCAUGUUGCAUUAAUGCGUCGUGUUUAAAUGGAGGACUAUGUCGAAGUAAAACUUGUACAUGUGCUUGCACGAAAGACUUCAUGUCAACAAAUUGUAUUUGCCCAAGAAGUAAGAAACUUCAACUUCCUUCAUUAAUCAAGAUUAUCUGAAAAAUCAUUUAAAUAUAAUAUAAUCACGUACAUCCAUGAAUAGUUCAGGGUGCUCUGCAUGCAUCUCUUUGGCGAACUUUUUGGUUGUAACACUGGAUCAAUUAACAGUUACUCUGUGAACUCAAAUAUUACAAAGAUUUUAUUUUGAUUAUUUUAUUUUGAUUGUGGAAUUGUGGAUUUUGAAGAUGCUGUAAAAUCUGUUCUGCUCACCAGUUCUGCUCAUAACAAAGGGGGACCGGCAGAUAUAAACAUUGCCCAAAUUUUGCAUCUUUCAAACAUUUUUGAAUUGAAACGUAUAGAGUUUGUAUUCAUUUAAAAAACACAUUAAUAAUAAUUCGGGAGCAAAACACAAAGAAAAAUCAUAAGCGUGUCGUGGUUUUAUAUGUGAUAAAAAAUCAUGUUAAUGUACAUAAACUUUAGCUUUGAUUUUCUCGGUUUAGACAUUUGAUUUUCUCGGUUUAUUUUAUAAAUUACUUCGCUAAUGUACUCAUCAGAAGAUGGGCGUUUUUUAAAACACUCCUACUCGUGCUUUAAAUAGUACUUACAAAUAUAGCGAACCAGACAAUUGUUAGAUAUUUUACAAAGUGUUUGUUUACAUUACGGAGUUUACAGCCGAAAGAGCGAGGAUAAAAACAGAAUAUAAUUUUUUGGAAGAAAUUAAUCAUGUAUACUUGUUUCGAUUUAAUAUAAAGCUAAUUAAAUUAUAUAGAGCCAAUUAAAUUGCAGAAUAGCUGGCAAUCCUUGAAAUUAGUUUAAAAUACUAAUUAAUAAUUCAUAAACCUUGUGGCAAAUCAUGUCAGCCAUAUGUCACGUGGAGUGACUUUAUAUCUGAUAAAGCAUGUGGCAUUAUAUAAUUGUUCAUCCUAAUUAGUAUAAUUUUAAGCUAUUCAAAACACUCCUACUCGUUUUUUAAUAGUACAUAAAUCCUCGUCGGCAAAAGAAUGCCGUCGACAUUCAUCAUUAUAAUCAUCUGUUCAUAUUAAUAAAACAUAGCAACAAAGCUUUUAGAAGAAUCAAUCGAAUACAGAAGGUAAUGCCAAAAAAAUCGUCGACAGAAAAAAAUUGCCGUCGAUAAUCUCAUUUUCGGUGGCAUGAAUUAUCGCCGGCAAUUGCCAUUUGCCGUCGCUAAUUUCGAGGACUGGCUGGUAUCUGGUUGUUGUCUAUAUGUUGAUUUUUUUUAUAUGCACUUCAAAUUGCAAAUCUCACUGUUAAAGGUAAUUUACGAUUGGCUAUACUUGAUAUACACAAUACAUUUACACUACACAUGGACAUACUUAAGGACUCACCGUAAUUGGGGACACUGUGGCGAGUAUCCUGGCACUACAUUGUUGUAAUAUAAAUUUAGUAGUUGUCGAACAUUAUUAAAUCAUUAAAUCAUCGUUAUAUAUUUUAUCGUUAUUUUGUAUCAUAUAUGAUACAAAACGUAAGAGACUAUAGCUAGAAGUUCAUUAAAUCUGGAUUCAACCAAUCCUUGUUUCUAGAACAGAAAACGCAAUAUGUCGUUCUUAUUGAAAUAUCACUGAUUUUCCUGAUGAUAUAUUUAACACGGACCUUAUAUCAUUUCAAAUGUUCCAACAUCUGUAUAAAAGCUGAAGAUUCGAUUUCAAAAACACCGAGUGCACUGAUUGAGAGAUUAAUGAACUUUACCGGCUGGAAUUUUUUCUUUUGUUGUAUAUGAUCAUCUCUUUAUAUUUUGAGUAUUUGCGCUGUAUAUUAUUCAUUAGGUUAGUCGUCUCAUAUCCGACGGUUGGUUCGAGAACAUACAGACAAUUGUUUUUGGUCAAAAAUGAACCAAUAAGGAAAUUCCUUAUGGAGAACAGUUUAGAAAUAAUAGAGCUAUCCAAUAGAAAUAAAGUUGGUCUUUGUUUUAGUUUAUUUACAUGAUUUUGUGUCUACACAGAUAACGUAACGCGACAAUUCUCCCACAAAUGGAAGGCUGUCGACGAGACCAGCGCGAUCACCCAAAUUGACAGUGGUGGAGGGCAAACAUGGGCCACGAGAAUCGACACAAUGCACAUUUUUACAUUACAAAAUGGCGCUUGGAUACGAAUGGACGGCAUCUUAACUCAUGUUACGGUUGGAAAAUCGGGCGUUUGGGGAGUCACCCGAGCUGAUGGUAUUUUCGUCAGGUAUGGUGUGGCACCAAACACACCGUAUGGAACAAGAUGGGAAGCAAUGGGUCGGGGAUUUCAGAAGGUUGACGCUGGUAGCUCAGGAGUUGUUUACGGAGUGAAAGG